Messenger RNA from Nezara viridula (southern green stink bug), 2424 nucleotides. Lineage: Eukaryota; Metazoa; Arthropoda; Insecta; Hemiptera; Pentatomidae. The record is from the annotation of a GenBank genome assembly.
CGGGCUGUGAGGGCAUGAUUCUUUCGGUCUCUCCAAGUCCCUCACGAUACGUAAAUUUCUAAUGGUUAUGAAUUUUUAUUGAAAUCAUACGGAUUAUUUUUUAUUAAUUCUCUUAUUAUUUUUUCGUUUGUUUGAUUUUUAAAUUUAAAGUACAAUUAUUUUUUUUUUCGAAAAUUCAGCAAAGAAAAAUUUGAAUACAUGAAGAAAAUCUUCAAUAAUAGAAAAGAGAAAAAUGAAACAUUAAUUCAUCCAUAAACCUGAAUGUGGUGACGCAGCGAUGAACGGUACAGCGGUGCGGGAGCGGUGGUGCGGCGAGGCCUUCGACAGCCUGCACAACGCCUACAAGGAGGCCCAUGGCUACUCCAGCCUCGUCGUCUGCCUCUUCGGCUCUGUCGCCAACGUCCUCAACAUCGUCGUGCUCACCCGGCGGGAGAUGUCCUCCCCCACCAACGCCAUCCUCACCGGCCUCGCGGUGGCCGACCUCCUCGUCAUGCUGGAGUACAUCCCCUACUGCUGGAGGGAGGUCUUGGCGGUGAGGCCCAAGCGCGACAAGUACUCCUACGGCCACGCCCUUCUAGUCCUGCUGCACGCGCACUUCUCUCAAGUCUUCCACACGAUAUCCAUCUGGCUGACCAUAACGCUGGCCGUGUGGCGCUACAUCGCUGUCGUCUAUCCCCAGCGGAACAGAGAGUGGUGCGGUAUGCAGCAGACUAUAAUUGCCAUAACCAGUGGCUACUUGAUCUGCCCUAUCCUUUGCAUACCGCUCUACUUAGCCUUCGAUAUCCAGCCGAGGGGAACCAUUUUGGACGAAUUCGGCAACAAACCGACAGUCAAUACGACAAAGUUCACAAAUACUACCUUAUACUACGUGGACCUCAGUGAGCUAGGCAGAGCUAACGACAACCUACUGGCCACCAUAAAUUUCUGGGUGUACAGCAUAGUGAUCAAAAUCAUACCCUGCAUCGCUCUGACCAUACUCAGCCUCAGGCUCAUCUCGGCCUUGAUCGACACCAAGAGGCGACGGGAAGCUCUGACCAGCGGUAGCCGAAAGACUCCUAGGAUAGCCGAGAAGGAGCGGCAAACCGACAGGACGACGAGGAUGCUCCUAGCAGUCCUUCUCCUCUUCUUGAUCACGGAGUUUCCCCAGGGCGUCCUCGUCCUCUUGUCCAUUUAUCGUGGCCAGGAGUUCUUCACCGAUUGCUACCAAAAGCUAGGAGAGAUCAUGGACAUCCUGGCCCUGAUCAACUCCGCCAUAAAUUUCAUGAUCUAUUGCGCGAUGAGCCGGCAGUUCCGGACGACGUUCAGCUUGCUGUUCCGGCCCCGGUGGCUGCCGGUGCCUCAGGUGGAGAACGCGCAGAACAACCACACGACGACGAUGGUGACCCAGGUUUAGCGAAAGGCCAAGAGGCGGUGCUCUCUCCGACCCUCCCAGCUCUAACCUCACCCAAGACCCCUUCACAACUGCCUCUGUCACUUCUCGUUUUAAGUCUUUUCCUGUUACAGCUCAAUUCUCGAUAUUAAGAAGGGUAGUGUGAUUGAAUAAUGUAAUUACGAAUUCGAAAUAUUUUCUAUCCAAGUUGUAUAAAAAUCUAUUCGAUGUACACAGGAACAAUGAGCUUAUGAUUAAGUAAUAGACUCUAAUACAAAGGUGUGUUUUGUUUCUAAUGAUUGUGAAGUCGAACCCGAUGUGGAUGUGUUAUCUUUACUGUUACUAAUGUGUGUUCAUUUCGUUCUAUUUUAAUCUAUUAUUUCAGCUUCUUGUGUAAAUUUAAAAGUGAUUUAAAAGAAAUGAAACUGUUGUAUUAUGCAUUAUUAAUAUUUUUUAUAGGCUGUCUAGAAUUUAUAUAUUUUUUAAUAAAUCGAAAGUGACAUUCAUCUCUCCAUCCCACAUGUUGUGUAGUUGAUUGUUAUGCAACUGCCCUGUUUGUCGGUCUGCAGUGCAGUUGGCAAUUUGGGAAUCAUAUUCCUUUCAUUUAUUAUCAAUUGUGUAUAACUGUAAUGUACUUUUUAAAUAAAUUGUUAGCCUGUUAACUAAUGCCCAACCUAGCUUUUAAGUGUUAUUGUUUGUGUGAGGCUGUGUUACUGUUAGCAAACGGCCUGUUAUCUUAUAGAUAAGAUAUUGUAUGUUCGUGAAAUAUUUAAUGUUAUAACCGUAUUUCUUAACCAUACUUCAAAUAACUGUCAUUAGAGCUGUAUAUAUGUAAAGCUGUGUAUAAUAAUAAUAAUAAUUUAAUUGACCGUGAGUGCGAGAUGUGUAUAUUUUUGUAUGUUUUUUGUUUUGUUAUGUGAAGUAUGACGUGGUGGGUGGCCUUCCCCGAAUGAGCCCAGGGGUGGACCAGCCUUGUGUGCCUGUACUCUAUCAUGUCUCAAUUGUUAAAUAUAUCUGAUAUUGCAUAUAAAGCUUUUUAAAUCAACCUCAAUCCU